Messenger RNA from Grosmannia clavigera kw1407, 1863 nucleotides. Its product is annotated as duf300 domain containing protein. Gene Ontology annotation, biological process: transport. The transcript is spliced from 4 exons. The record is from RefSeq and is a predicted model, not a curated record. Gene Ontology annotation, molecular function: transporter activity. Bases 1 to 1863 code for a protein of 620 amino acids. Lineage: Eukaryota; Fungi; Ascomycota; Sordariomycetes; Ophiostomatales; Ophiostomataceae.
AUGAAUUUAACGUGCAAUUCGACGUUGGACGACCUUCGGAUCCUGCCGACGUCCGAGAUCAAGAUCGCUGGCCCGUUCACCUUCCACACCCUUGCCGAGGUUAUCUCUGCGGCAUGCACGGCGAUCGCGAUUGCUAUGAGCACGCUCCUGAUCUUCCAGCAUGCCCGGCACUACACCAAGCCGGCUGAGCAGAAGCACAUCAUCCGGAUCCUCUUCAUGGUCCCUGUAUACGCGGCGUCUUCGUUGCUGUCUCUCCACUACUACUGGAACGCCAUAUACUUCCAGGUGAUCAGCGACUGCUACGAGGCGUUUGCGAUCUCGUCCUUCUUCGCGCUGCUCUGCGCCUACAUCGAUGUCGACCUCCACGAGCAAAAGAACUUUUUUCGCCAGAUGCGACCGAUCAAGGAGUGGGUCAUGCCGGUGACCUACUUCAAGAAGUUCUGCGGUGGCGAGCGCGGGCCGUGGCGCACUCCGAUCAGCGGCCUGACUUGGUUCAACAUCAUCUGGAUCGGCAUCUACCACUACUGUUUUAUCCGGGUAGCGAUGACGGUGACGGCGGUCGUGACGCAAUACUAUGGGCGCUACUGCGAGAGCUCCAACAAUCCGGUGUUUGCCCAUGUCUGGAUUCUCGUGAUCAACUCGGUUGCCGUCACCAUCGCCAUGUACUGCGUGAUUCAGUUCUACGUGCAGUUGCGCACGGCCUUGUCGGAUCACUCGCCCUUUCUCAAGGUGCUUGCGAUCAAGCUCGUCAUCUUCCUCUCGUUCUGGCAGUCGACCAUCAUCUCGCUCGCGACGUCGUACAACAUUGUGAAAGCGUCGGACAUUAUAGCGUACCCCGACAUCAAGGUGGGCAUCACAUCGAUGCUUCUGUGCGUGGAGAUGGCAGCCUUUUCGAUUCUGCAUCUGUGGGCGUUCCCGUACCGGCCGUACAUGGACUCGGCGCCUGCGACGUUUUACCCGGUGCCGGACCCGGAUGCGUCGUACGCCAUUCCGAAGCAGAAUCUGCAUCAGCCCCGCAGUGGUGGAUUUAUGGGCCUCCGGGCGAUCGGCGAGGCCCUCAACAUCUGGGAUGUGGCCAAGGCGUUUGGACGUGGGAUCCGGUGGCUGUUUGUGGGCGUGCGACACCGGCGCGACGACGUCAGCUACCAGGCGCCGUACAAGACGCCGGAGAUGGACAUGGACGAGCUGUCGGCGGAUCACUUUAACGGGGCCAAGCAGGGAUCUGUCCGUGUGGCAGCUGGCGGCGUGAUGGCAGGCGGAAUCGACACGGCGUACCACCCGGGCCACCACCCGGGCCUGGCUGCGAUGAAGGGCACAGAACCACUACCGAUCGCGACGUCUUUGCGGCACAGCCGAUUCAACACUCUGCACAGAGGCGGCAGCAGCAGCAGCAGCAGCGGCAGUUCAGGCGUGCUCCGAGAGGGCGAAGGGAGCGGACCGAACGGUACGGCGCCAGGCAAUCGGCGACAGCUCAGCGACGAGGCAGCAGGACUGAUCGCAUACGCACAGCCGAUGUCAACGCAUGGGCCCGAGGGCAGCCCCGAGCGGUACGGAGAAGCACGGCAAGGGGGGAUGAGAGAGGCGGUGUAUCGGGAUGUGGUGUACGAGGAAGAGCUUGAGCAGGGGGGCUACUACCAGGACGGAUAUGCACCGAGCGGCUACAACCGGGGAGGCUAUGGGCGGGGAGGCUACAACCAGGGUGGCUUUGGGCGGGGAGGCCACAACCAGGGCGGCCAGGUAGCCGGGGGCUACAGCCGGGGAGGCUACAGUCAAGGGUCUUCUGGGCGGAGAGGGAGUCAGGCAAGAGGAGGACAGGCCGACGACUCGCCGCCGCCCGGAAUGCGAUGGGGAGAGGCCAGGUGA